AUGGCUCAGAUCGAGCUUGAGGCUUGGGGUGGGGGAAGGGGGUGGGGAGGGAGGGGUUCGGGAGAAAGGAACCUGAGCAGCGCGCGGAGGACGAGCCCAGGACAAGCACCCUCCCCUCGCCCUGAAGCUGCGGGACCCGGGAACCCGGACCGGGCCCGCACCCACGUGCUGGAGCGCCCCCCUGUGGCCGCUCCGCAGCCCCCGCCGUUCCCCGCUCGCCCGCAGAGAGCUCUCCCCGCGGCCCAAGAAACAAGACAAGCAGAAAGUUUCCGACCCAGGCGGUUAGAGAAAGGUCGAAGCCAGCCUCCCGGUUUGGAAGGCAGUUUUCCACCAGGGUUUCCCCGCCGCCCGCAGUGGACCCGCCGGCCGGGAGGCGCGGCGCCCCGGAGCCGGGGACGGGGAGUGGGCGAGGCCGGGCCCGGCGCGGCGCUUACCUCGGCUACGGUGAGCGGCAUGCAGAUCCGGUACUCCUUCAGCAGCAUGGUCCUGCCGGCCGCGGACCCCCGAGGCGGGAAGAGGGGGGCUCCCCCAGACCAACAAGGCUGCCGCCCAGGCUCAGGGCAAAGCGCCCGGAGCCCCGUGCUCGGACCCGGGCGGCGAAUUAGCCCCGGCGGUGCGCUCAGGUCCUGGCUUCCUCCUCUCCGCCCGAGAGCAUGUCAAGGCUUGGGUCCUGGUGUUCGCGGCUCCCCCGCCUCCUUCCUCGCCGAGGUCGAUCCGCCUGGAACGCGGUGUUGCAAAGUCAGCCAGGGAGGGAGGGAGACCCACUGGAAACCGCUCUGA
This is a messenger RNA of Orcinus orca (killer whale), 780 nucleotides long. RefSeq names its product translation initiation factor IF-2-like. Bases 1 to 780 code for a protein of 259 amino acids. Lineage: Eukaryota; Metazoa; Chordata; Mammalia; Artiodactyla; Delphinidae. The transcript is spliced from 3 exons. The record is from RefSeq and is a predicted model, not a curated record.